Hibiscus syriacus is the source of this 1133-nucleotide messenger RNA. RefSeq names its product peroxidase 27-like. Gene Ontology annotation, cellular component: plasmodesma; plant-type cell wall. Gene Ontology annotation, molecular function: peroxidase activity; heme binding. The transcript has 4 exons. NCBI's taxonomy places the organism in Eukaryota, Viridiplantae, Streptophyta, Magnoliopsida, Malvales, Malvaceae. Gene Ontology annotation, biological process: response to oxidative stress; hydrogen peroxide catabolic process. Bases 21 to 1007 code for a protein of 328 amino acids. The record is from RefSeq and is a predicted model, not a curated record.
UCAAACUCGUUGAAGCAAAAAUGGCUACCUGCCAAGAGCUUCUCUCAUUUCUCCUACUUCACCUCGUUCUUCUAAUUAUGGUCUCCAACCUUAGCAAUGCACAGGGUUUGAAACUCGGGUAUUACCACAAGACCUGCCCAAAUGCCGAGUCGAUUAUCCAGAGAGCGACUUAUCGAGUCAUUUCUCGAGCACCGACGCUCGCUGCUCCGUUGCUCCGGAUACAUUUCCAUGAUUGUUUCGUUCGAGGGUGUGAUGGUUCAGUGCUUCUAAAUUCCACAAAGAAUAACUUAGCUGAGAAAGCUGCAGUCCCCAACCUGAGUUUACGAGGAUAUAAUGUGAUUGAUUCGAUUAAAGCCGAAGUCGAAUCAGCAUGCCCCGGUGUGGUCUCCUGUGCCGAUAUCGUCGCCUUAGUAGCUCGAGAUUCGGUUUCGAUGAUCCAUGGACCCUUUUGGGAAGUUCCUCUGGGACGAAGAGAUGGAAGAGUUUCAAUCAUGAAUCAGGUCUUUGCAGAGUUGCCUGCUCCUUUCGCCAACAUAACAACACUAAGACAAAUGUUUGCUGCUAAGGGUCUAAACAUGAAAGACCUAGCUGUUCUGUCGGGGGGACACACCAUCGGAACAUCUCACUGCAACGGAUUCACCAAUCGGCUCUACAACUUCACCGGCAGAGGCGACACCGACCCGACAUUGGAUCCGAAUUACAUUGUCAAACUGAGGCAAAAAUGCAAGCCAGGGGACACCAGAACGCUGGUGGAAAUGGACCCUGGAAGCUUUAAAACCUUCGACGAAGCUUACUUCACGCUGGUGGCUAAAAGAAGAGGGCUUUUCCAAUCCGAUGCAGCCCUGCUCGAUGACCCGGAAACCAAAGCUUAUGUUUUCCGUCAAGCUACCACCCAUGGAUCCACCUUUGCCAAAGAUUUCGCUGAGUCAAUGGUGAAGAUGGGUCGAGCUGGUGUGCUCACCGGGAACCAAGGUGAAAUCAGGAAACAUUGUGCUUUUGUGAAUUGAUGAUUGAAAAUUUGAAAACCCUUUUUUUAAUUUAUCAGUGAAGAUCAUUUGUUUGUUUUGUGGCCUCCUUUGAAUUAUUAAGCUUUUGAGUGUUUGGCCGGAAAGAAAAUUCAGAUGGCAAUAAAU